Molecule: messenger RNA, 307 nt
Organism: Staurois parvus
Lineage: Eukaryota; Metazoa; Chordata; Amphibia; Anura; Ranidae
Source: the annotation of a GenBank genome assembly
GAGGGACUGUGGCAGGCUUUUUGAUACUGGGUUGGAACUGACUAACUGCCACUGACAUCACAAAUGACACUAAUACAGUGAUCAAGUGUUAAUAAAAAGCACUGACACUGUACUAAUGACACCAGGCAGGAAGGGGUUAACAUCUGGGGUGAUCAAAGGGUUAACUUUGUGCUGUGUGUGUUUUACAUUGUAUGCUACAUGCUGCUUUGUAUUUCUCUGCUGUGCAGAGAGAUACAAAGCAGAAUGUCCAUGUUGGCAGGAGAGAGACCUGUGUUGUUUACACACAGGUCUCUUCCCUGUCAGCUUU